UACCUAAAUUUUUCCUUGUAUUAUAAAACCCUUUUCUCAUCUUCCAAGAAUCUCAGUCCAACUUCUACUACUCUUAUUAACAAAGCUUCCCGUUACUCGAGUUCAUCCGCAAUGGCAUCAAAGACGGCCCAGAACGGAGCCGAAGCUGAGCUCACAGAGUUCGAGAAAACCCAGAAGAAGUACCAAGGUUUCAUCGCUACACUUCCAAAGAGCAAAGGCUGGAGACCCGAUGAGAUCUUAACCCAAUAUGGCGGACACUGGUGGCAAGAAUGUCUCCUCGAAGGUCUUUUCCACGCUAAAGACCAUUUCGAAGCACGACCCACUGAUUUCCUCGUCUGUAGCUACCCAAAAACCGGUACGACUUGGCUCAAAGCCUUAACUUACGCAAUCGUGAACCGUUCUCGUUUCGACGACGCUACGAACCCACUUCUCAAACGUAACCCUCACGAGUUCGUGCCUUACGUUGAGAUAGAUUUCGCGUUUUAUCCAACCGUUGAUGUUCUUCAAGACAAAAAGAACACGCUUUUCUCUACCCAUAUCCCAAACGGGUCAUUACCCGAUUCGAUUGUGAACUCGGGUUGCAAAAUGGUUUACAUAUGGAGAGACCCAAAAGACACUUUCAUUUCCAUGUGGACUUUCUUACACAAGGAGAAGUCUCAAGAGGGUCAGUUAACGAGUCUUGAGGAGAGCUUUGAUAUGUUUUGUAAAGGUUUAUCUGUGUACGGUCCUUAUCUGGACCAUGUGUUAGGUUAUUGGAAGUCUUACCAAGAGAAUCCGGAUAGGAUUUUGUUCCUUAGGUACGAGACCAUGAGAGCUAAUCCUCUGCCGUUUGUGAAGAGACUGGCUGAGUUCAUGGGUUAUGGCUUCACUGCUGAGGAAGAGGGGAAAGGUGUUGCUGAGAAAGUGGUGAAACUUUGCAGCUUUGAGACGUUGAAGAAUCUUGAAGCUAACAAAGGAGAUAAAGAAAGAGAGGAUCGUCCUGCUGUUUAUGCCAAUAGCGCCUAUUUUAGGAAAGGAAAGGUCGGAGAUUGGGCUAAUUAUCUUACUCCCGAGAUGGCUGCUCGUAUCGAUGGUCUAGUGGAGGAGAAGUUCAAAGAUACUGGCUUGCUUCAACAUGAUAAUUGAAUGUUUUAUCUUUAAAUUUCUUCUAGUCCUUUUGUUUAUUUGGUGCGGCGGAACAGAGGAUGCUCUGUUUUGCUCUGUUUGUUUCUGUGUUCUCAUUAGUAUCUGCAUCAUCUUCUUAAUAACAAGAGAAAGAUACUUCAAUA
Molecule: messenger RNA, 1268 nt
Organism: Capsella rubella
Lineage: Eukaryota; Viridiplantae; Streptophyta; Magnoliopsida; Brassicales; Brassicaceae
Product: cytosolic sulfotransferase 16
Exons: 1
Coding region: 112-1125 (337 amino acids)
Biological process (GO): sulfation
Cellular component (GO): cytoplasm
Molecular function (GO): aromatic desulfoglucosinolate sulfotransferase activity
Source: RefSeq, a predicted model, not a curated record